Glycine soja is the source of this 1177-nucleotide messenger RNA. RefSeq names its product E3 ubiquitin-protein ligase RMA1H1-like. NCBI's taxonomy places the organism in Eukaryota, Viridiplantae, Streptophyta, Magnoliopsida, Fabales, Fabaceae. The record is from RefSeq and is a predicted model, not a curated record. Gene Ontology annotation, biological process: ubiquitin-dependent protein catabolic process. Gene Ontology annotation, cellular component: endoplasmic reticulum. Bases 300 to 998 code for a protein of 232 amino acids. Gene Ontology annotation, molecular function: ubiquitin-like protein conjugating enzyme binding; metal ion binding; ubiquitin protein ligase activity. The transcript is spliced from 2 exons.
AGAAAACAAACAUCUUCAACUUCUACACCUUUUGAUUAGAGUAAUUUACGCAUUUUAAUGUUUCUCUAUAUAUACUACAUCCCAACCGGCACACACUCAUACUUUGUCUUCAUCCUCUUUGAAACUCCUCAGAGCCAAAGCUGUUCUCUUUUUUCAUCUGGGUAUGCAAUUUCCUUCUUGUUAUCCUCUUUGGUCUCCUGGAUUCCAUAAUCUGUGUUAGGAAAACUUCCACAUCCAAGGUCUAAAGAACCACUGGUGACCAAAAUUGUGAAAAGGGGUUCCUUGAUUUUCACCAAUUCAUGGCAUUUCAGCACUACAUUUCCCGGGAUUUGAAAACCAUCCCAAAUGCUGUGACUGAGGCAGAAAACCCCAAUGGUUGUUUUGAUUGUAACAUCUGCUUAGACUUUGCACAUGAGCCAGUGGUGACACUUUGUGGUCACCUCUACUGCUGGCCAUGCAUCUACAAGUGGCUCCAUGUCCAAAGUGAUUCUCUUCCACCUGAUGAGCAUCCACAAUGCCCCGUUUGCAAGGCUGAUAUAUCCAACAGCACAAUGGUUCCACUCUAUGGCCGUGGCCAUGCCGCUACCACAGCUGAAGGCAAAACAGCUUCUUGUGAUGUUUUUAUACCACCAAGACCAUCUGCUUCAUGUGCUCAAGCCCUUUUGGCAACAUCUCAAAGGGGUCAGCACCUUCCAUAUCGUAAUCCUUAUCAGGGUCACUACUUCACCUCUCAUCCAUACCAAGAAGAGGAUGAUGCCACUUCACAAAUGCUCAAUCUUGGAUCCCAUCACCACCCUGUGACUGGGAUGUUUGGGGAGAUGGUUUAUGCCAGGGUGUUUGGCAACCCAGAAAACUUGUAUGCAUACCCAAAUUCUUAUCAGCUGAUGGGAAGUGCUACCCCUAGACUGAGAAGGCAAGAGAUGCAGGCACAUAAAUCUUUGAACAGAAUUUCUAUUUUUCUCUUUUGCUGCUUCCUUCUUUGUCUUAUUGUCUUCUAAGUGAGCACUUGACAUUAUUUUCUCUCAUUAUCUAUUGUAUACUUUGUAAAGAAGGCAAGAGAUGCAAGCUUUAAAAACUUGAUAGAUCAUUGAGUGAAAUAGUGAAUUAUCACAGGCUAAAGAGCUUGUGAGUCUAUAUUGCACAAAACUGCAUCUACACUUCUAUUCGUUUUAUUAAA